AUGUGUUCUCAUCGGCUGGCAAUAGCAAAACUAGUUCGUGAAUUUAAAGAACCACUUUUUUCUCAUUCAUCACAAGUUUCCCGUCAAAAUAAACAGGAGCUUUGGGAGUAUAUUAGACAACAAGCAGUUAAUCAAGGAGCUUCCCAAUAUGCGAGGAAAUCGUGGAAAGAGAUUCGAGAUUGUGUUUGGGCCCCUAUUAGACGUGACACAAUGGCUAAACUGAACAAGGCUAAGACAGUUGGUGAAGACUCUGUUGUUUUUACCGAGAUUGACAAAAUUGUUAUUGAAAUAAUUAGCACAAUAGGGCUUAUGGGGUGGAAUGCUGAAGAUGACAUUAGAUCUCCGAUGGAUAUCUUUAUGGAGAAUGGCUUUAAUGAUAAUAUAUCUCACCAGCAACACUUUUCCCGGGAUAAUACAGUUUCUUCUGGUAGUUUAAUUCGUUUUAUAAAUUGCGCAUCUCUAGACUUUUCAGGCUGUAUUAAUGAUAAUAGGGAUAACUCUGAUGACGAUAUUACCGAAAUCGAGGGAAAGCCGUGUGAUUCUUUAAGUCAAAUGCUGGAAUUAAUUCGUGAAGCGCCCAUGGCAUCAAUGAAUUCUAAAACAUGCUUCGAUAGAAAAGAGAAUGAAAAUGGAUUUAAUAAUAGAGAUCAAGAGCGUCAAAUUUCGGCAUCAUCAAAGAGUCAAUUCGCUGAGGGACUAUAUCCACAAAAUCCUCAUAAAAGAAAAGCCUUAGAUCAGCAAUCAAUUUUUCUAAAACCUUCAGAGUCACCUGUAUUUGUGCCUUCAUAUGAUUCUGACACUGAGUCAGACAAGGCUAUAAAACGUGCUAAAUUGGAACAACUCGAGUUGCAAAAAAUUCUCUUAAAAGAACAAAUAGAGGAAAAACGUUUACAGAAUCAACUUUUGCAGAUUGAACUUAAAACGAAGAGAGGAAAGUAA
Meloidogyne enterolobii is the source of this 939-nucleotide messenger RNA. The record is from the annotation of a GenBank genome assembly. Lineage: Eukaryota; Metazoa; Nematoda; Chromadorea; Rhabditida; Meloidogynidae.